Molecule: messenger RNA, 309 nt
Organism: Fraxinus pennsylvanica
Lineage: Eukaryota; Viridiplantae; Streptophyta; Magnoliopsida; Lamiales; Oleaceae
Source: the annotation of a GenBank genome assembly
AUGGGAAUUUUAUCCUGGUUCAGUAGAGGCAGCAAUAACAACAAAAAGGAAAAUUCUCCGGUGGAAAAAUCCGACACGAAACCCCAAUCCGUGUCCUCCGAGGUACCAGGAAUGAACGGAGCGAUGGAGGUCAGACGACCCGCUCUGGCGGCCGACCUAUCGGUUUUCGAAUUCGGGUCAGUCGCCGCUUCUGCCGACAAGGUCACAGUGACCGGGUACUGUCCCGUUUCGGACGAGCUAGAGCCCUGCCGUUGGGAGAUCCUGCCAGCUAUGGGCUCGGACGCACCCCAAUUCCGCGUGGUUUUCUGA